AUGACUGAUAAAUUAAUCAAACUAAACACUGGUGCCGAAAUUCAUGCUGUUGGUUUAGGUACCUGGAGAUCAACCGAACAAGAGGCUUAUAAUGCUGUUUUAAGCGCAUUGAAAGCUGGGUAUAGACACAUUGAUUGUGCUGCUAUUUAUGGAAAUGAAGCUCCAGUUGGUAAAGCUGUUAGAGACAGCGGAGUUCCAAGAAAUGAAAUUUUUUUUACCACCAAGUUAUGGUGUACUCAACAAAGAACCCCAGAAAAGGCUUUAAGAGAAAGUUUAGAAAGAUUGGGAUUUGAUUACGUUGAUUUGUACUUGAUGCACUGGCCAGUUGCCCUAAAAACUUCCAAUAUCCCAAAAGGUUCCAGUGUUUUGUGUAUGCCUAAGAACCCAGACAAUCCAGAUGCUCGUGAUGUUGACUUAAAUGAUUGGGACUUUAGAAAGACUUGGGAAUUAAUGCAAAAAUUACCAGAAACUGGUUUAACAAAAGCUAUUGGUGUUUCCAACUUUAGUAUUAAAAAUUUGGAGGCUUUGUUUGCAUCACCUUCCUUUAAAAUUGUUCCAGCUUGUAAUCAAGUGGAAUUACAUCCUUUGUUGCCACAAAACGAAUUAAUUGAAUUUUGUGAAAAAAAGGGUAUUGUUAUCGAAGCUUACUCUCCAUUGGGCUCAAUUGGUUCUCCAGUUUUGAAGGAUAAAACUAUCAUCGAUUUGGCGCAUAAAUAUAAUGUAGAACCAGCACAGAUUUGUAUUUCCUGGGGUUUUUCAAGGGGUUACGUUGUUUUACCCAAAUCUAUUCAUGAAAAGAGGAUUAUUUCUAAUACUAAAAUCGUCAAGUUGGAAAAGGAAGAUUUAGACAAAAUUGCUCAAUUGCCUAAAAUUGUAGGCGAAAGAAGAUAUGUUCAACCAAAUUUUGUACCAUUCCCAACAUUUGAAUAG
Molecule: messenger RNA, 930 nt
Organism: Saccharomycodes ludwigii
Lineage: Eukaryota; Fungi; Ascomycota; Saccharomycetes; Saccharomycodales; Saccharomycodaceae
Exons: 1
Coding region: 1-930 (309 amino acids)
Cellular component (GO): cytosol
Molecular function (GO): aldose reductase (NADPH) activity
Source: RefSeq, a predicted model, not a curated record